AUGUCCGACUACCACAACCCGCUUUCGGUGAUCAUCCCCAACAGCUUCCCCUCGCAGCACGAUUAUCCAACAGAGGUCAUAGCCCAGCGCUUUCAAGCCUACCGCUACAUCGUCAAGGACUUGGUGACAUAUCUCCGGCAGUAUGCCUCCGUCCAAGAGGAGAUCGUCAGACAGCAAGUGAGGCUCCAGCUGGCGGCUGGCUCGGCCCCGCUGUCCAUCUCGGGUUCGUCCGGCUCACGGGCCACCUCCUCCCAUGGCAAAACAGCCGAUAAGGAGGCCAAGGACGAGCUCUCGCUCAUAAACCACUACUUCUUGCCCAUUGGCAAUGGCUCCAUCCAGGAUAUCCCCACCAUAUUGACCAAGUUUCAUCAACAAAACGUGCAGAACGGUAACAAGACCUUGAAAGAGAUUAACCAGGUAAUCAUUCCCAAAUUGGAAGACUUGCGCAAGGACUUGCUAGUCAAAAUCAAGGAAAUCAAAAACUUACAGAAUGAUUUCAAGAACUCCUUGGCCAAGGAGAUCAACGAGACGAAAACCUUGCUUAAUCAGUUCAAUCACGCCACCGAUGUGGCUAACCACUUGGAAUUGUUGAAUUCGUCUGGUGAUUCUCACCACGACGGUGCUCACGAUGUGGAUAGCGUUAAAAACGACCCUUACUUGGUUAAACUCAAGUUGGACCGCCAGUUGAAGAGACAAUUGGCUGAAGAGGGCUACCUUUACGAUGCCUACAAAAAUUUGCAGACCUCAAGUGAAAAGUUGGAGUCCAUAGUGGUUUUGGAGAUCCAGAACUACUUCCGCAUGUUCUUGGGAUUGAUCGAAACUGAACACUCUACUUUGCCUAACUUCUUGGUGCCCAGCUUGACAAACGGUUUCUUGGCAAAGGAAGCAAAUUUCGAGUGGGAUUCAUUUAUCGAGAGAAACUUGCCCAAGGCCUCCAACAUAUCCAACAGUUUGGUGUCUGGCAAGUUUAUCGAUCUCACCUUCCCUUCGAGAAAGGUCUCUGAUUUGAACAUUCCACAUUACGACUCGCUAGUCAAUGUUGCUGUCAGAGAAGGCACGUUGGAAAGAAGAUCCAAGUUCUUGAAAUCAUACUCUAGUGGCUGGUAUGUCUUGACAUGUAGCUACAUACAUGAGUUCAAGACUCCCGACAGAAGAAAAGACAACACUCCGGUUAUGUCAUUGUCGUUGGACUUCUGCCUGGUGAGCGAGCAUUCCAAGAAUGAUGGUAAACUGAGUGGUGCCUACAAGUUUGUAUUGUACUCCAAGCUGCAGAAUGGAUUAAUCCACAGAGGCCACAACUGGGUUUUCCGAUGUGACACCUAUCAAAGCAUGAUAGAGUGGUACAAUGACAUCAAAACGUUGACCUCAUUGGCAUCUCCUGCUGCAAGAGCUAAAGCAAUGAGCAAGAAAUUGCAAGCAAACAACCUGGCUUUGGACAAGAGGGUUUCUCGUGCAUCCAGUAUCUUAUCUGCUGGAGCAAGGUCAUCCAAGUCGAAUGGAACUUCAACCUCGAAGAUCCAGAACAGAUUGAGCCCCAAGAUUAGCAAUGCCACCUCAAGGUCCGUUGCACCAUCCCACACACAAUCCAUCACUUCCACACAGAAUCCAAGACUAUCGUCGACAUUCUCGCAGAAGUUUCAACAGUCUCCCAAGUUAUCUAACUUGAUCAACAGUGACGGAACUAUUGUUACGCCAAUUGAAACACAAGCUGAUGAUACCUACGAUGAGGUUGACCAGAAUGGAGAUGUUACCGUCACGACUCAAAAGUCUGAGCAGAUCAAUCAGGCAUCUGCCCCUCCAGCCCAGUCUGGGUCUUAUCUUACUCCACUUGCAUUCCCUGUUGGACAGGGAUUCCAGAACCAAGUGACACCUCAGCAAAGUGUUCCUCAAAACUAUCAGUACUACGUGAACCAAGUGACCCCGCAGCCACAACAGUUCUAUGAUCCUGUACUGCAGCAAUUCUUCACGAUUAAUGCAAUUCCAGCGCUGCAAGUUAGCCUGUUGAAUCCCGGAGAAGGUGCCCCUCAAGUGAAUGGUGUGACUCAAGGUCAGAAUGUGCCAGGCGACCAGCCCAAGCCACAAUACUUUCCUUCGUCGCCCCAACCUAACAAUGGUGCACAAUACUUUGCAGCAUCGCCUAACCUCCAGCCACAGGUGGCCCCCAAGUCGCCCCGCCUGAAUCAAGGCCACUUCAUUCCAGUGCAAAACGAUGGCGUCAUGCAAUACAAUCAAUUCAUUCCACACUUUCCUCAGCAGUUCAACGAGGGAGUGACAGGAGGCCCACCAUACCCCGUGCUGCUCGGCGAAAACCUUGUGUCAUCUCGACAGGGAUCUAAUGCUUCCCGCAACGGCGAUGGAGUGUCAUAUUCUUCCGAGAUCCCUAACCCCACGAUUAGUGAGAACGUAGACAAAGCCAAGUCUCUGACUACGUUAGAUGAGCAAGUAUCCAAGUUGACCAUGACGGAUGAGAAUGCCUCCUGA
Molecule: messenger RNA, 2481 nt
Organism: Sungouiella intermedia
Lineage: Eukaryota; Fungi; Ascomycota; Pichiomycetes; Serinales; Metschnikowiaceae
Source: the annotation of a GenBank genome assembly